Fusarium odoratissimum NRRL 54006 is the source of this 2604-nucleotide messenger RNA. RefSeq lists its product as uncharacterized. Gene Ontology annotation, molecular function: transmembrane transporter activity. The coding region runs from base 597 to 2144 and encodes 515 amino acids. The transcript is spliced from 2 exons. NCBI's taxonomy places the organism in Eukaryota, Fungi, Ascomycota, Sordariomycetes, Hypocreales, Nectriaceae. The record is from RefSeq and is a predicted model, not a curated record. Gene Ontology annotation, biological process: transmembrane transport.
AGAAUCUCCAGUCUGUCACUUUCUCUCUGUUUGUUGGUUCCCAAUUCCCAAUUGCCCUAAACGAGCCCGAUCUCGGUGGAUUUGGCCACCUGAGAGACCUGAUCUUAUCUGAUGGAAAGUGGAUUGCGUCUAAUAUCCUUCACAGUCUAGCCAGAAAGCACCCUUGCUCUAGACAACUGCUUUAAAAUUUUCCCUGUCAAUUUAAACUUAUAACCGUGUGCUCUUCCCUCCCAUGAUCUGCUGAGCCUCUCUUUCUUCCUUGUCUUCCCAAAGCUUAAGCUUAAAUUUUAUCCUCCUAAAGACAAGAUCACCAUGGGAGCUCUCGACAAGUUCCUUGGGCGCAAGGGCAAUGAGGGUGAUGCCGCUGAGGCACCCGUCACUGUCACUGCUGCCAUGAACGAAAAGGACCAGGAGGCUGGCAAAUAUCCUGAUGAGACUGGUAGCGCCAGCGAUGCUGUUACUGAGAACGCGCAGCAUGGUGUCAAGACCGUUGAGGCUACAACUCUGGCCUGGAGCAAGAAGGCUCUUGCUGGCGUCUUCGUUUUGUAUGUCUUCGCCUUGUCGUAAUUGAAGUCGCAAACUAACGAUCUUGCAGCAUGUGGUUGAUCUACCUUACAAAUGGUUUCCAGAGUCAGAUCAAUUACACUCUUGUUCCCUACGCCAGCAGUGAAUGGGAGUCUCACUCUCUCAUUCCCGUCAUUGGCAUCGUCGCCAACUGCAUGACUGCUGCUGUCUACAUUCCUCUGUCCAAGAUCCUCGAUAUCUGGGGCCGUGCUGAGGGCUUCCUCCUCAUGGUCAUUUUUGCUACUGUUGGUAUGAUCAUGAUGGCUGCUAGUCAUAACCUCGCCACCUACUGUGCCGCUGUCGUCUUCUGGCAGGUUGGCUGGUCCGGUCUCACCUACAGUAUCGACGUUAUCACGGCCGAUUCCACACAACUCAAGAACCGAGGUCUUGCAUACGCCUUCACCUCUUCUCCCUACAUGAUCACCGCCUUCGCUGGUCCCAAGUCUGCCGAGGCCUUCCUCCGAAACGGUGACCAGUGGCGAUGGGGCUUUGGAACAUUCUCCAUUGUCCUUCCCGUCGUCGCCAUCCCCAUGUACAUUCUCCUGAAAUACAACCUCCAGAAGGCCAAGAAGCAGGGACUCCUUGUCAAUGAGUCUAGCGGUCGAUCUUUCUUGGAGAACAUCAAGUGGGGACUCAUCGAGUUCGAUGCUGCUGGUGCUUUCUUGUUCGCCGCUGGCCUUGUCAUCUUCCUCCUUCCCUUCUCCAUUGCUAGCAGCGCCCCUAAGGGUUGGGACACCCCCUACAUCAUUGCGAUGAUCAUUUUGGGCGUCGUUCUCUUGGCCAUCUUCGGUGCUUACGAGCGCUUCGUUGCCCCUAAGCCAUUCCUUCGCUUCGAGCUCCUUACCAGCCGCACCGUUAUCGGUGUCUGUCUUCUGGACUUCAUCUACAUGAUCGCCUACUACUGCUGGAACAGCUACUUCACCUCUUUCCUCCAGGUGGUCAAUAACCUUUCUCCCUCCACAGCUGGGUAUGUCAGCAACACCUUUGAGAUCGUCUCUGGUGUCCUCCUCUUCAUUGUCGGUUAUGCCAUGCACAAGACCGGUCGCUUCAAGUGGAUUCUGUGCGUCGGUAUUCCUCUGUACAUGUUCGCCCAGGGUCUCAUGAUCUACUUCCGUCGCCCUGGUCAGUCCAUCGGCUACCUUGUCAUGUGUGAGGUCUUCAUCUCCAUCGCUGGCGCUACCUUCAUUCUUUGCAUGCAAGUCGGUAUCCUCGCUGCCGUCGAGCACCAGUAUGUCGCUACCGCUCUGGCUACCCUUAGCGUCACUGGCAACAUUGGAUCUGCUGUCGGAAACACCAUCUCUGCCACUAUCUGGACCAACACCUUCUACAAGAAGCUCGCUGAGUAUCUUCCUGAGUCCGCGCAGGCUGAUAUCGACGCCAUCUAUGAGUCUCUCGACUCCCAGCUGCUCUAUGAGCCUGGUAGCCCUGAGCGCCUGGCUAUCCAGAAGGCUUACGGUUAUGGCCAGGCUCGCAUGCUUGCUGCCGGAACCGGUAUCAUGGCUGUUGCUCUUAUCUCGCUAUUCUUGAUCAGGAACUACGAUCUCAGGAAGAUCAAGCAGACCAAGGGUACUGUCUUCUAAGAGACUGGAUUAUCUUGGAUUAUGCGGUCAGAUUGAUCUCAAACAAAAUGAUGGUGGAAGAGUAAAUGUUGUAUGAUGUUAUAUAUCUAGUACCUAACAGACAAUCGUAAUAAAUGAUGGGGACAUUGUGGCCCUAACAGAAUGGUAUUGUAUGCCUUCUUAUUUAUCUUUCAAGUUCCAGUAAUAUGUGAAGAUCGCUUGUGAUCUUGUCCCAGUCGUUAGACUUGUCGCUGAGUCGUCAGGAUGGUGCAGUUCAUGGGGUGAAGUGAGCUGGUGCAUCCUCGGAAGGCAAAUGUAUCAUCGACGACACUACUUGGCAUCGCGCGACCACUGAACCAUUUAUGUUUUACAAUAAUGGAAAAUUUUAACCAUUGAAGUAUCGCCUUCUGCUGUUUCGCGACGUUGAUCUCGGACAGAGGGCUGCCAAAGUAGAUCGACAUCGCACACACACUCAUCCAAC